AUGAAUACUGAUAAUCCAGUCAAGCAAGAGGAUGAGGGCUCUAAACGCAAGCUAGAAGAGAGCCCAAAUGGUCCAGUUGAAAAGAAACCUAAUGUGGCAAGUGUAAGCAAUGGUAGACAGAAGCGUCAAAUCAUUGUUCCCGCCUGUGAGCCCAAGAUUCACUACACUCCAUUAAAGACUGGUUUAUGUUAUGAUGUGAGAAUGAGGUAUCACGCCAAAAUUUUUACAUCUUAUUUUGAGUAUAUUGACCCACAUCCUGAAGAUCCAAGGAGAAUUUAUCGUAUCUAUAAAAUUCUUGCGGAAAAUGGGUUGAUUAAUGAUCCUACACUAAGUGGUGAAGAUGAUAUUGGCGAAUUAAUGCUUAAGAUACCAGUUAGGGAAGCUACUGUGGAGGAGUUAUUACAGGUGCAUACUAAAGAACAUCUAGAAUUUAUUGAGAAAACCUCGCAGAUGAAUCGUGAAGAACUUUUGAAGGAGACAGAGACUGGUGAUUCCGUUUAUUUCAAUAGUGAUUCUUAUUCUGCAGCUAAAUUGCCCUGCGGUGGUGCUAUUGAAGCUUGUAAGGCAGUCGUGGAAGGACGAGUGAAAAACGCUUUAGCCGUUAUUAGACCACCAGGUCAUCAUGCAGAACCUGAAAUGGCUGGUGGAUUUUGUCUUUUCAGUAACGUUGCAGUAGCAGCUCAAAACAUUUUAAAAAACUACCCAGAGAGCGUAAGAAGAAUUCUUAUUUUGGAUUGGGAUAUACAUCAUGGUAAUGGUACACAAAAGGCAUUUUACAACGACGACAGAGUGCUUUAUAUCUCAUUGCAUAGAUUUGAAUUAGGCAAAUAUUAUCCAGGCACCAUUCAUGGUCAGUAUGAUCAAACUGGAGAGGGUAAAGGUGAAGGAUUUAAUUGUAACAUUACAUGGCCUGUGGGGGGUGUAGGUGAUGCUGAGUACAUGUUAGCUUUUGAACAAAUUGUUAUGCCUAUGGCUCGUGAAUACAGACCAGAUCUGGUGAUAAUAUCUUCAGGGUUUGAUGCCGCUGAUGGGGACACAAUUGGUCAAUGCCACGUGAGUCCUAGCUGUUAUGGCCACAUGACGCAUAUGCUCAAAUCAUUGGCCAGAGGCAACCUAUGCGUGGCCCUGGAAGGUGGUUACAACUUGGAUGCUAUAGCAACCAGUGCUUUGAGUGUGGCUAAGAUAUUGAUAGGCGAACCACCAGAGGAAUUGCCUGAUCCUUCUAAGAAUCCUAAGUUGGAGGCCAUUGAAAUGAUAGAUAAAGUAAUACAUGUCCAAUCCAAAUAUUGGAAAUGUUUCAGAAGACUUGGCAAUUCAGGUUGUAAUUUUAAGGAGCCAGUCACAGAAUCGUUAAUAACCAAAAAUUUCCCUUUACAAAAGGCUAUACGUCAAGAACAAUUCCAUCAAUUAGAAAAAGAAUACGGUUUUGUCACCUUACCUGUGCCUAAGCUAGAACUCCCCGAAGAUACAGUCUUGUGCUCUCCCGACGUCUUCCAGGAAUCAACGGUUAUAAUCUUUGUGCAUGAUACGCCCGAGAUUUGGGCCAAAAGAGACGUAAUAACUGGUAUGAUAGAUCCUUCUACGUCCAUCACCGUGGACUCUCCACUAGAUUUCAUUAAAUGGUCGCUGGCACGCAAAUACGGUGUGAUAGAUGUGAACAUUCCUCAAUCACUUUUCGAACAGGACAAUUAUUCAGCUAUGAUAACUUCUCAAGAGGUAUUAAUUUACUUAUGGGAUAAUUUCGUGAAAUAUUUCCCGUCCUUAUCGAAAGUAGCAUUUGUAGGUGUUGGUGAUGCUUAUUCUGGUAUCGUACAUUUAUUGGGCCAUAGAGAUACCAGAUCAGUGGUUAAGGCCGUCAUAAACUUCGUUGGAAGGAAACAGCUAAAACCUUUGGUACCACUUGUUGAUGAAUCGCUAGGAGAUUGGUAUUUCAAGAACUCACUAGUCUUUUCGGAUAGAAAUAAUCCUUGUUGGGUUGAUAACGAGAAUAAAAAACCAAGAAGGAAAUUUGGUAGAGUUUUAAGGUGUGAGAGUGAUGGUAUAAACAAUAAUAUGGAGGAAAGGUUUGAUGAAGCAACGGAUUUUAUUCUGGAUUCAUUUGAAGAAUGGAGUGACAGUGAAUAG
This is a messenger RNA of Zygosaccharomyces rouxii, 2124 nucleotides long. It is a transcript of the gene HDA1, whose product is annotated as histone deacetylase HDA1. The record is from RefSeq and is a predicted model, not a curated record. Lineage: Eukaryota; Fungi; Ascomycota; Saccharomycetes; Saccharomycetales; Saccharomycetaceae. The transcript has a single exon. Gene Ontology annotation, cellular component: histone deacetylase complex. Bases 1 to 2124 code for a protein of 707 amino acids. Gene Ontology annotation, molecular function: histone deacetylase activity. Gene Ontology annotation, biological process: chromatin organization.